GCGUGCUUCGCAUAUGCAUGACCUUGGCGCUAGCAUUUAUAAACGCCGACAAAGCUUGCACCUGCCGCAUAGAACCCGCUUUCAGCCUGGGCGUCGUCACGGGCACUGCGGCUGAGCUUUCGGACUUCCUGCUCUGGUCUUCUGGUUUCCUGUGCUCAGCAGCACCUGUCCAUCUUCCAGCUGGGCCUGAUUGGCAGCGUGUUCCUGUGGGCUGGAAUCUUGGGAGCCGUCUUCGCUCCCAACAUGGCCUGCAUGACCCUGACGCUAGGCGCAAUCCAUGGUGUGGGCGUCGGCAUUGUCAGCGUGACCCUGGUCAUCGUAGUCAUGAUGUACUUCGACAAAUACCGUGGAAUAGCCAGCGGCAUCAAGUACGCCGGAUACUCGCUGGCUUCACUGCUUUUUCCAAUGAUACUCACACUGCUGAAGGAUGCCUACGGGUUCAGAGGAUCUAUGCUAGUGUACGCUGCGAUCACCAUGAAUGCUACAGCUCUGACUUUGCUUUUGAAAGAGCCUCCAUGGGAAAUAAACGCUCGGAACCGUAAGACCGAAUCAUCUAAUGAAGAAAGUAGGAGCAUUUCUUCGAUUACCACUGCCACUCUGGAUCAUGCAGUUCCAAAACCUUUAGCAUUUCGAGUAGGCACUGGAAGUAAUGGCCUUGGCUCUGCAGAAUCUAUAAAGACAGUGAGCUCUCUUGUACCAAACGAUGUAACUCUGGUAGACUUUAUUGACAACUGGGUAACAAGACCAGAAGAACUAGAGAUAAAUUCGUGCAGGAGUAGCAAUGAGUACCCCACUCAGCAGGCAAAUAACGCCAACAUUGUUAACCACUGGCUUCACAUUUCGAAGUUUCCGGGGAAGAAAGAAAGAACUAACAAGAUGGCUUACAUGGCAGAUGGAAUGAAAGAAGAGCGAAAGGCAACACGUGUGAACGAAGAUGAAACAUCAAAUGAAGCGAACCGGAUAAAUUUGCGGAAAUCUCCCCCUUCUUGUUCGUCAUUUGGAGAGAUCGGUAGCCUGUUAUCCAAGCCUAGGUUUUACGCUUGCAUGUUGGCGGUCGUAGCAAUGGACUACACAAUGGUCAUCUUUCCAGCGACCAUAGUAGAUUACGCGCUUGACAAAGGGUCUUCCCGGAGCCACGCUGAUCUUGCUGUGAUGUACUGCUCACCAGCAGAGAUGUUUGGUCGUAUUGUGCUUCCACUAAUUAGUGACUACAGCAUAGUGAGCAGGACAACAUUGGUAUCAGCAAGCUUCUUCCUACUCGCCGCGUCUAUGCUGGCCCUACCAGCGACUCCUUCUUUCCUGGCUUAUAUUCUCGUGUGCGCAUGCGCGACAAUGUUAACGGCUUGCUUGGUCGCCAUGAAGCCUGUGGUGAUUGCCGAUUACAUCGGUAUCAAGAGCGUCGCUACAACCUGGGGAUUCGCUGGACUGACGCUGUUACCUCUUUUCCUGUGCAGCCCACAUAUCAUCGGUUACUUCCGAGACACAAAAGGAAGCUACGAUGGACUUUAUCAGUUUCAAGCUGGUAUCCACUGCUGCGUCGGUGGCCUGUUCGGACUUCGAUCUUUCUUAGACAGAAGGCGGCGGAAAGACUGGAUGAUAUACUUGGUUAAUUAGGCUGCUCGCUUUAUCGACUUUCAGAAUUGUUGUAGCCUUGCAGAAAGCUCUAAGGUUUUCUGUAAUAACGGUUAGUGCGACGUAACGACAGUACGAAAAGGCGUCCGCGUAACAAAUGUUCCACUCGUGGAAACAUCUUACAUGCGUCCCUUGUGGGUUAGCUGCUAAUUAUUCGUGCCCACAAUUUUACCAUUAACUGUGCGGCUCUUGACUUUCAAGCCCACACUACACGAACGCUUGACAGCUCGCUUCUACGCGCCUAUUUGCUGAGCUAGUUGGUUCAUGACUUAAAAACUAAAGUUACGCACGAAGUAUGAGCUGAAGUGGACUUCCAGAACAAUGUUGGCAUGAGUUCUGGUCAGUUAUUAGGUAUUUAGCAUUUGUACUUACAGUCCACUGUCAUGUGUUUUAACCGUUCUUAUUAUGUUCAAAAAGACGGUUUAAGCAUCGGCUCUUCUGUAGCUCCGGUUUUAUGCGACAGUUACUUUCAUGCAUUGACAUGCGCAUCUUUGUCAAAAUCAGCAAUUAUAAUGUAGUUAAGAUCUAUAUGGAUGACUACCUUGUGCUUUUAAAUCUAAUUGAGACUAGCCUUGACGUUGCUGUGGCACAAUUAGCUCAUACAUUAUUGACAGACACUGGCGGACUAGAUUUCACCUGGGAAUUGCCCACCCCAAAACUAAAUUCAAUUUCUGGACUUUAACUUAGCUUCAUAAAGGCCCACGUGUGCUGGAUGUACAACCCAAGACUAAGAAAUGCCUUCUACCAUUUGACAGCGUGCAUUCUAAACUGAUCAAGCUGAACACAUGCUUCAAUUCGGCAUUAAUGAACUCAUGCGACCACAAUCUUGUUACAGGUUUCAGUAAUCAGACUAACCACUUGGAAGACGUUUGAGUUCCUCCCUCCGUUAUUUCGGGUGUGUGCGAAAGCCUCCAGUACAAGAUAAAACACGGGAAAAAAGAGCAGAAGUUAAAGGAAAAAAUGAACACUUCCGAAAUUUCAUACGUACACAAGAUGCCCCACAAUAUAAAGAAUGUCGCAGCCAGAUACGAUGUGGGCAUUGUGUUUCGCACCCUAUGCAGAUUGGCCAAAAUUUGCCAUGUCAUGAUGAAGAAGCUGCCGGCUACGUGCUCGAAGAAGCACGUCACAAGCUAGACCGAUUGUGUUAGCGAUGUCGUUUACAAUAUUGCACUAAAGUGUGGCAAGGUGUACAUUGGACAAAAUGGACAAUGCUUCACCGAUCGAGUGAGAGAGCAUUGGUUGGCGGUCAACAGCAACAUGGCCGGGCAUUUGGCAGACCACACUGCAAGCGCUUUGGUUGUGUGCCACUUCUGGAGAAAAGGAGCUUUCUAAGAAAAGCAAAAGACGGCACUGAAAGGUAGAUAAUCACCGAGGUUUUCUUCAUUUAAAAAAAACUGGAAAUAGGUGCAUUAGCACGCCGUCACUAGCAUUAAGUGACAAAGAAAUCUCAUUCAUAAAUGACAGCCUGUGAUCAUCGCUAAGAUUAGGACGUGUCGCUGACUCAUUUGGUCGGAUACUCGGAUUAAGCCUGUAAUGCACGCGUGCUCAUAUGUACCUGCCAUGAUAAUUCAGUACAGGUCACUGGCCUACGAGCAGUGUUAAUUCCUAUCACCCUCCACUGUGACUCCACUGUGACUACUUUGCACUAAGGUUCAUGUAUAAAAUUGCGUUGUUUAUUGUGAAUAAACAUUUGUAUCUUGACACCCGUA
Messenger RNA from Dermacentor albipictus, 3341 nucleotides. RefSeq names its product monocarboxylate transporter 9-like. Lineage: Eukaryota; Metazoa; Arthropoda; Arachnida; Ixodida; Ixodidae. Gene Ontology annotation, cellular component: membrane. The record is from RefSeq and is a predicted model, not a curated record. Gene Ontology annotation, biological process: transmembrane transport. Gene Ontology annotation, molecular function: monocarboxylic acid transmembrane transporter activity.